Molecule: messenger RNA, 1586 nt
Organism: Glycine soja
Lineage: Eukaryota; Viridiplantae; Streptophyta; Magnoliopsida; Fabales; Fabaceae
Product: bifunctional protein FolD 4, chloroplastic-like
Exons: 5
Coding region: 173-1210 (345 amino acids)
Biological process (GO): tetrahydrofolate interconversion
Cellular component (GO): cytosol
Molecular function (GO): methenyltetrahydrofolate cyclohydrolase activity; methylenetetrahydrofolate dehydrogenase (NADP+) activity
Source: RefSeq, a predicted model, not a curated record
UCUUAAAAAACAGAGAAUCUGUUCCCUGAGAACCCCAAAGUAAGUUUUCACUUCGGAGAAUCCUAGCGUCGCGUGUUUUUGUACAAAAACAAAAACAAAAACAGAGGGAAUAGAACAACGAAGCACAACGUAUAGCUUUUUGAAUCGCUGUUUGAGGAAUCACCGAAUCUCAAUGGCUUCUUCGGUGUUCUUUACUCACUCCCAUUGCUACUCUUCUAAACCUUCUUCUCUCGUUUUCCGCCUCCACCGCCAAGUUGGUCUGGGUCCCACCUCUCUCGGAUUCUCUUCUUCUCAUGUUGCCCCCGUUGCUGUUAUGGCUACAGAUUCUUCUUUUAAGGUGAUUGAUGGAAAAUCUGUAGCAAAGCAAAUCAGAGAUGAGAUAACGGCUGAAGUCUCCAGGAUGAGAGAAUCCAUUGGUGUGAUUCCUGGGUUGGCUGUAAUUCUUGUCGGGGAUAGGAAGGACUCUGCAACUUAUGUGCGUAACAAGAAGAAGGCUUGUGAAUCUGUUGGAAUCAAUUCUUUGGAAGCAAAUCUGCCUGAGAAUUCCACAGAAGAAGAAGUUUUGAACUAUAUUGCAGGCUACAAUGAUGAUCCUUCAGUUCAUGGCAUCCUCGUUCAGUUACCCUUACCUUCGCAUAUGAAUGAGCAGAACAUCUUGAACGCUGUCAGGAUUGAGAAGGAUGUAGAUGGUUUUCAUCCGUUAAAUAUUGGUCGUCUUGCCAUGCGUGGAAGAGAACCUCUGUUUGUUCCUUGUACACCAAAGGGAUGCAUAGAGCUACUGCACAGAUACAAUGUUUCUAUUAAAGGAAAGAGGGCUGUUGUGAUUGGUCGGAGCAAUAUUGUUGGAAUGCCAGCUGCUCUCUUGCUUCAAAGGGAAGAUGCUACUGUCAGUAUUGUCCAUUCUAGAACCAGUAACCCCGAAGAGAUCAUAAGACAGGCAGAUAUUAUCAUUGCUGCUGUUGGGCAAGCAAACAUGGUGAGGGGAAGCUGGAUAAAGCCUGGUGCAGUCAUUAUUGAUGUUGGAAUCAACCCGGUAGAGGAUCCAAAUAGCCCCCGAGGUUACAAACUGGUGGGAGAUGUUUGUUAUGAAGAAGCCAUAAGAAUUGCCUCUGCUGUUACACCAGUUCCUGGAGGAGUUGGUCCAAUGACCAUAGCAAUGCUUCUACAAAAUACACUCAUCUCUGCAAAGAGGGUGCACAAUUUUGAAUAACAUUGUGAAAGGGUGUUGUAUACCAUUAUGAGCCAUCAAUUUUUGUUUAGGUGACUCGUGGAUUUAAGGUAGGGUUUUUUCAACAUUGGGACUUAAGCCCCAAAUAAGAGAAAAUGUUGCUAAGGAUGAUAGUGUAAAACAUCUCCUUCCAAUGCAUUGGUUAACAUACAAAACCAAUGCAUUGGUUAACAUACAAAACCAAUGCAUUAAUCUUCAGGCAUACAUAACUAAGACUAUGGUGGAAAAUGUUUGUGGAAGGCAUUAAAGUAGAAUAAAGUCAGGUGAAAGUUACGGGAGUCUAGUGUAAAUUUUGAUUUACAAAAAAGAUUGACUCAAAUGACCCGUAAUUGAUCUGGUUUCUUCCUUUGGUUUGUCA